Gymnogyps californianus (California condor) is the source of this 738-nucleotide messenger RNA. It is a transcript of the gene RNF182, whose product is annotated as ring finger protein 182. The record is from RefSeq and is a predicted model, not a curated record. The coding region runs from base 1 to 738 and encodes 245 amino acids. NCBI's taxonomy places the organism in Eukaryota, Metazoa, Chordata, Aves, Accipitriformes, Cathartidae. The transcript has a single exon.
AUGACCAGUCAACUGCCAGAGGAGUCUGUGGAGACCCAGAGCUCAGAUGAGCUUGAGUGCAAGAUCUGUUACAACCGCUAUAACCUGCGACAGAGAAAACCGAAAGUGCUGGAGUGUUGUCACAGAGUAUGUGCCAAAUGCCUUUGCAAGAUCAUAGACUUCGGUGAUUCCCCGCAAGGAGUCAUAGUAUGCCCGUUUUGCAGGUUUGAAACGUGCCUGCCAGACGAUGAGGUUAGUAGUCUUCCUGAUGACAACAACAUCCUUCUGAAUUUAGCUUGUGGGGGAAAGGGAAAGAAGUGCCUACCAGACAACCCAACGGAACUGUUGCUGACUCCCAAAAGGUUGGCAUCCCUGGUUAGCCCUUCUCACACUUCUUCUAAUUGCCUGGUUAUAACGAUCAUGGAAGUACAAAGAGAAAGUCCCCAGACUCUGAACUCAACCCCCGUGGUGGAAUUUUACAGGCCUACGAGUUUUGACUCUGUUGCAACUGUGUCCCACAACUGGACAGUGUGGAACUGCACAUCUUUGCUCUUCCAGACCUCAAUUCGGGUGCUAGUGUGGUUGCUAGGGUUGCUAUACUUCAGUUCCUUGCCUUUAGGGAUUUAUUUGCUGGUAUCUAAGAAAGUCACCCUUGGGGUUGUCUUUGUAAGCCUUGUUCCUUCGAGCCUUGUUAUUCUCAUGGUUUAUGGCUUUUGCCAGUGUGUUUGCCAUGAAGUUCUAGACUGCAUGUCAUCUUGA